CGAUAAGCGUCCCCAUGCGUCGUCAGCUCCCCAAAGCUGGCGUGCGCUCUUUUGAGACAAUGUAGAGCUCUAUAUAGAGGCUCAUUGUGAGCCCAGCUUCACUCCUAUCCUCAUAUUAUAAUUUUUGAUCUUAGCCAAGAUGUUGUUCACCAACAUCUUCACAGCUUCGAUCCUCUUAUCCUCAGCCUCAUGCCUACCGUCCUCACAAUCUCCCCUCGAAGAGUCUGUCGCAAACGAUAAUGGCCCCUCUCCGAAGUACGCAUGCGAAAAUGCUCAGCAUGUCUUCAAUGCCAUUCAUGGGGCUAUGCGGCAAUGGGAUUCUUCGUUGAAGCACAAUGGCAUGUCCUAUUUCGCGGCUACGAUUCCGAAUAAUACUCUCCUAUAUCACGGCACAGGUUCAAAGGAACCAGUGAAGACUAUGGAAUGGUUGGCAUUCGAGAUUGAGCAUGCGGAGAUGUUUGCUCGGGGACGGAGAGGUGGACCUGGCAGAGGCCCUGGUAGAAGACCACCAGGUGAAGGACCUCCUGGAGGGGGCGAACCUGGAAAUGGAGCGCCACCGCCUCCCUUUACAUUCAUGGAGGAGGAUAGCAAUGCCGCAGAUGAGAAUUUAGAACAGCAUGGUUACCUACACACAUACCGUACCUCUCGAGCUCUGACAAAGCUUCUAUACCUCGACGGUAUGUCUGCGGGCAAGACCUCGAUGGGCACACUCGAUACCCAGGAUCUCGUCCUAGGCGACCCAUCCAAAUCGCCAGGCUCAAACCCGAAUGGAGACUACGGACGAGCUCAAGUCCUCUGUGCCAUCGGCGCCGAAGCCGGCAUCGAAGGAUUUAUUCGCAUGGAAGCUGGUUUCGAACUCAUUCUCUGCAACUUCACAGACGGUCUCGAAUUCGUCAGUGCCUUUUCACGACCCGAUCAGAAUAGAGGACCAGGACCAGGAAUGUCUGAGAUGGCUCAAUUUGAAUACGUGCGUGGUGUAGCAGCACGAUAUCAUGGAAUCGGCGGAGGUCGAGUAGCAGUUGACUAUUCCUCCAUGGUAUCAGCCUUCUUCUACAACCUCAACCUCACGAACCCCGACCCCAAGAAAGCCGACCUCCCACGCCUAACCUCCACCAACCCCUCCGAGCGCGAACACAUAAAAUCCGACGUCAUCUCUCUCUUCUCUCCUACCAAUUCCCAACAUACUGUCAUUGACUGGCAAGGCAUCACAGACAUGAUCAUAACCCGCUACUCCGACCGUCUCCAAUUCCUCGCCUCCAACAACCUCACCAAUAGCACCAUGCUCUCAGAAAUCAAUUUCCUGCUAAAUGUCUACAUCGACUACACGAACCCCACUAUCUCGACCGCCAUCGAGAAAUGCACAAAUAUAUACCUAACCCCAGCCAUCCCAGCCACAAUCGCAGACCACCUCAUCCACGCCUCUCUCUCCGCCGUAUCCCGCCAGAUCUGCUCGACCCUAUUCGAAGUCCGCACGAUCCUACUGUCCGAAAGCACUGAAGCGGUAGAGAAGGUGAAUCAGGCGGUUAACGACUUGAUCGAGUACCUCGAUUGGCCGGUCUGGUUGGAGUGUGGGAAGUGUGCGUGGGAUGAGGUCUGUUUUGUGGCCAUCUGGCCGUGGGGCGCGCCGGAGGAUCAUGAGAAGCCUGGGUGUAGGGGUUUCGAUGAUUUGAGGAGUAGGAGGGGGUAUUGGGAUUUUGGAGUUUAUGAAAUAGGUUUCGGACUCUUAAUUUGCGGUAGAGAGAUGUAA
Mollisia scopiformis is the source of this 1747-nucleotide messenger RNA. RefSeq lists its product as uncharacterized. The record is from RefSeq and is a predicted model, not a curated record. The transcript is spliced from 2 exons. NCBI's taxonomy places the organism in Eukaryota, Fungi, Ascomycota, Leotiomycetes, Helotiales, Mollisiaceae. Bases 140 to 1747 code for a protein of 535 amino acids.